Parnassius mnemosyne (clouded apollo) is the source of this 1095-nucleotide messenger RNA. NCBI's taxonomy places the organism in Eukaryota, Metazoa, Arthropoda, Insecta, Lepidoptera, Papilionidae. The record is from the annotation of a GenBank genome assembly.
AUGACAAGCAAAAAGUAUGGCCUUAUUUUAUCGGAAAACCCGAAAAAUAAGCAACCUACAUUUCAAGCAACUCGUAAUGUUUUUGGUGAUGACACAGAUUCCGAUGAUGAGUCAAACAAGAAGCCAGUCUUGCUGAAACCCAGCGACAACAUUAAUAGACAAAGUAAAAUUACUCAAGAAAAAGCUGUGUUAGAAGAUCCUACUGUUUAUCAAUAUGAUGAAAUAUAUGAUUCAAUGACAAUUAAGAAGGAGGAGAAAAAGGAAAAAAACAAUGACGCCAAAAAGCCAAAAUAUAUAGAAAAUUUGAUUAAAGCUGCUAAUAAAAGAAAAAUAGAAAAUGAACGCAGAAUGGAAAGACAGAUACAAAAGGAGAGGGAAAAGGAGGGCGAGGAGUUUGCAGACAAAGAAGUUUUUGUAACUUCGGCUUAUAAAAAGAAAUUGGAAGAAAUGAGACAAGAAGAAGAAAGGGAGAAGUAUGAGGAGUAUUUAGAAAGUAUUGGUGAUGUAACAAAACAAAAAGAUUUAGGUGGCUUUUACCGUCAUUUAUAUGAACAAAAACUGGGAAAGGAUAAAGGUAAUGAAGUGGAAGAUAAUGAUGGAAAAGAUGUAAUAGAAAAACCUAAUUUAAACAUUAGUGACACAGAUAAGUCUCAAACGGUGAAAAAAAGAAAUUAUAGGAAAAGAAAAUCAUCAGCAGAUAAUGAUAAAUUACUAUCUGAUGGAGAAAUUGCAGAUUCUGAUGAAGAAAUUAACCGGUGUAACUUAGAAGAAAUCAGAUUAUCAAAAAAGACCAAGAACAGUGAAGAGAACAUUGAUGCUGAUUCUGACUUUUCUAUUGACGAAUCAAGUGAUGAAGACAAAAAUGAGGAAAUAAAUGACCAUAAAAAACAAAUCCCCACGGAUAAAGAGCCAUUUUCUAAGGAGAAUGUUAAAGACAAUGAUGUCAAAGCGAACAAUGCAGAGUCUACACAAGGUGAAAGUAAUUCAAAGUCGCCGGUAGAGAAAAUUGAUAUAUGGAAAAAACGAACAGUUGGAGAAGUUUUUGAACAAGCUCUUAAAAGAUAUUAUGAGAGAAAGGCUUCCAGGAGUUACUGA